Letharia columbiana is the source of this 741-nucleotide messenger RNA. RefSeq lists its product as uncharacterized. Gene Ontology annotation, cellular component: succinate-CoA ligase complex; mitochondrion. NCBI's taxonomy places the organism in Eukaryota, Fungi, Ascomycota, Lecanoromycetes, Lecanorales, Parmeliaceae. Gene Ontology annotation, molecular function: succinate-CoA ligase (ADP-forming) activity. The transcript has 2 exons. Bases 1 to 741 code for a protein of 246 amino acids. Gene Ontology annotation, biological process: succinyl-CoA metabolic process; tricarboxylic acid cycle. The record is from RefSeq and is a predicted model, not a curated record.
AUGCUCGGCCAGCGCUUGUUUACAAAUCAAACGCCGCCUGAAGGUCUACCCGUCGACAAGGUAUACGUCGUAGAGCAAUUGAGUAUAGGGCACGAGUAUUACCUCGCAAUCAUUACAGACAGAGCCAACGCCUGCCCAAUACUCGUCAUGUCCCAAGGCGGUGGUUCUGGUAUCGAGGACCUAGCGGCCAAAGACCCGCGAGCUGUAGUCAAAGUGCCAUUAGAUUAUACAGAAGGUGUGACGGCAGAGGCCGUAUCAAUGAUAUGUGAACGCUUGGCUUUACAGGCAGAUCGUGAAACACUGACCGCCCUACUCCAACGUCUUUUCACCUCCUUCAAGGAACGCGAUGCCACACUCGUAGAGAUCAACCCCUUGAUCCGUGAGCCCAAAACCGGACGUUUCAUCUGCGCCUGUUCCAAAGUGUCCAUCGAUACCGCCGCAUCAAAACGCCAGAGCGAAAUAUUCGGUCUCCGCGACCGGAAUCAAGGAAUGGCAGUGGAAUUGGAAGCCGAGAAGCAUGGUCUAGUGUACAUUCAGCUUGAAGGAAACAUCGGCUGUCUCGUCAACGGGGUCGGACUGGCUAUGGCAACGAAUGACGCUGUUGCUCAUCAUGGCGGAAAAUGUGCAAACUUUCUCGAUGGCGGAGGGCAAGCGACGAAGGAGACAAUGGUCAAAGCGUUUGAGCUCAAACUGAGCGACAAAAGGGUUGAUACCAUCUUGGAAUUAUCCGUUGCGACAUGA